AUGGAUUUUGGUUCCUUCGACUUGGAUAGCAACAACAACGUUCUCAAGUCGCCAUAUGCUCUACCCACUACAACAGCAGCUCAACAGCACCAUAAUACGCAACACCACCCAACUACAACACACGCCAAUGUUGACUUUCUUUCAUUCACACACAAUGACUUUGGCAGCAUGUCACUCGAUUUGCCCUCUCAUGCAUUCGACUCUUACAAUGUACCGCAAUUGACACCUGACGGUCGAGACCAUAGCAACUGCACGAAUAGCAGCGUGUUGACUGGACAAAAUCCAGAUUACACCAUGUCGCCUUUACAGAUAUCAACAUCCAACGCUGGGGCACAUCAUCCACAGGCCAUUUCACUAGAAGACAUGACCAACUUUAAUGAAGACGAGCUACAAGAUUUCCUAAGUCCUUUGGUAUCCCCAGCUAUUGUACCGGCAGCACAUCAUCGUAACAUGGCAACUACUACUACUACUACUACCGAGUCAGCUUCGUUUUCACCAUUGACAUCUCCAGCAUUACAUUCUGUAUCAUAUCAUCAGUUCUCUUCAAAUAAUAAUAUGGAUCAGCAUUUGAACCAGCUCAACUCGGAACAGCUUCCAGAAAGUGUACUUCAACAAAAACUCGCCAUGAUUGAACAACAACAACAAUUAUUACGAUCCGCUCAUCGUCAUUUGCAUCCGGGAACUUCGAAUAGUAGUACCAACAAUGGGACACCAUCAUCAUCAUCAUCUGUCAGCAGUGCCCCUAAUGCUGCUGUUGCUGCCACACAGGAGAUACAACAUUCCCCUGCAGGUGCCAUUUCAUCUCGUAACAACGUGACCUACCUAUCACAGCAACAACAACCAUCAUCAUCUACAGCCGAUAUUGCACCAGCUACACCAUCCUUGUUGAUGAAAUUGGGUCGAGGAAACAAAGCAACCACACCAAGUACGAGCAACAAUAAUCCAACAUCAGCUGUUGAUAAUAUGGGAUCAUUACCUGCUGCCAUGUUGGAUGAUAAGAUCAAGGCCACUGGUAAAAAAGUAGCAGCACCUGCUCCUUCCAAGCGUAGAAAAACAUCAAGGUCAUCUGCUGUUUUCACUUCGCCUGGACUUACGCCUACACAUCACAUGUUAUCGCCCCGACCCACAAGCGAUCCAACCAUUGCAGCUCUUGUAUCACCUGCAGCUUUACGUCCUCAAUUGCCUGGGAACAAUCCAUCAUCAUCAUCAUCGCCACGUGCUUUGAAACCACUCAUCUCUCCUUCCAUGAAACCUAAUGGCAAACGUUUAUCCCCACUCGAGGAACAAGCCGCCCUUGCAGCAUUAGCCACCAAAAGUAAUUAUCAAAACAUGCGUGAAGGAAAUGCAAAGAGCCUUGGCAUCGACUUUUCUUCAAGCUUCCAAUCAGGCGUGGAAAAUAGACGUUCAGCACACAAAGCAGCAGAGCAAAAACGACGAGACAUCCUCAAACAAAGUUUCGAUUCGCUUCGUAAAGAGAUUGCAAGUGCACUUGUGGAGGAAGGUGGUACAUUCCGUAUCCAGGGCAACAACAGCGGCAGCAGCAAUGAUGGACAAAAGGAUAAUACCAUCACCACCACCGCCACUACGUCACCGGCAGCAGCAACGACAACAAUGACCGAGGAGGAGAAAGAAAAGAUGGUCAAGCAAAUGAGCAAAGUGGUGUUAAUACAACAUUCGUACGAGUAUAUCCUGAAACUAAAGGCUGACAACCGACAAAAGGAUGAUCAACUUUCGAAACUCAAGGAUGAAAUCCAAUCGCUGAAACGACAAUUAAAGGGUCUUGCUGACACAUCAACAACACCAACAACAACCUCCAAAGGUGAGGAUAGCAAGCCUGCAGCAGGAGCAUCACCAACAAAGGAGAAAGAGCAUGAAGCAUCAUCAUCGUCAUCAGAAAGCUAG
Molecule: messenger RNA, 1902 nt
Organism: Lichtheimia ornata
Lineage: Eukaryota; Fungi; Mucoromycota; Mucoromycetes; Mucorales; Lichtheimiaceae
Exons: 2
Coding region: 1-1902 (633 amino acids)
Molecular function (GO): protein dimerization activity
Source: RefSeq, a predicted model, not a curated record